Messenger RNA from Telopea speciosissima, 1103 nucleotides. RefSeq names its product thioredoxin-like 1-2, chloroplastic. The transcript has 6 exons. Lineage: Eukaryota; Viridiplantae; Streptophyta; Magnoliopsida; Proteales; Proteaceae. The record is from RefSeq and is a predicted model, not a curated record. Bases 263 to 1084 code for a protein of 273 amino acids. Gene Ontology annotation, biological process: cell redox homeostasis.
UCCCCUUUCAAUCUUUCAUCUUCCGCUUCUCAUCUGAAAAAGCGACUCUCUUGGUCGAACAAGAGAAGUAGGGUUUUUUUCUUUUUUGCCUUCGAUUUCUUGCUGGCCGACCAAGGGGAAUUCAUUACAACUCUUUUCAUGUUUAGAAGCACUGCUACUAGUUUCGAUCGUAAAGGAGAAGUGGGCUUCUGUUGAUUCCUGGGUUUUGGAUCGUCGUUCGAACUCCGGAAGGUCUCUUCGAAUUUUUUUUAUUUGUAUUGCUAUGGCGUGCUCUCUGAAGAAUGGUUUCUCCGUCGCUGGCUCGAAUCAAAUUGAGUUGAAAAGAAAUGGGGUUUUAGGGUUUUGUCCCACUACGGUCUCUUUGCAGUUCACAGAGUCGAUACCCUCAGAUCUCCCCGUUUUGAAGAGCGAAUUUAAAGGAACCCAAGUUAUCGUUUCAGAUCACAGGGCUUUGAGCGAUUUUAGUCUCAGAAGCUCUUCAACGUUCUCUGUCAAUGCACAGGCAUCAGUCUGCGUGAGCCGAGCUAUGAGAUGGUGGGAGAAAACCCCCAAACCCAACAUGUUAGAGAUUAAAUCUGCGCAAGAACUCGCUGAUACGCUAUCAAAUGCCGGAGAUAGGCUUGUUAUACUCGACUUUUACUCCCCAGGUUGUGGAGGUUGCAAAGCCUUGCAUCCCAAGGUUUGUCAGCUCGCUGAAUCGAACCCAAAUGCACUGUUUCUUAAAGUCAAUUAUGAAGAGCUCAAAACGAUGUGUUACAGUCUCAACAUCCAUGUACUCCCCUUCUUCCGAUUUUACAGAGGAGCAGAGGGUCGUCUCUGUAGCUUCAGCUGCACCAACGCAACUAUCAAGAAAUUCAAGGAUGCAUUGGCAAAGCAUGGGACUGAUGGGUGUAGUGUUGGGCCAGCUAAAGGUCUGGAUGAGUCUGAGCUAUUGAAGUUAGCUUCAAAUGGCCUGAUUUCGACUGGUUUGCCUUUGAGAUCCACAGGCAAAGAAACAAUAGAGGAUUUGCUGCUAAAGAAUAGCACUUCAGUUAAUAAGGAGGAAAUCAUUAAAGAAGAAAAUGCAGCAUUGAUGGUGGCCUGAAACAAAAAGAAGCUAUGAU